Zootermopsis nevadensis is the source of this 2277-nucleotide messenger RNA. It is a transcript of the gene Rpn6, whose product is annotated as regulatory particle non-ATPase 6. The record is from RefSeq and is a predicted model, not a curated record. Lineage: Eukaryota; Metazoa; Arthropoda; Insecta; Blattodea; Termopsidae.
AAGAAUUACUUUCUUAUUCUGUGACGUACAAGUGAGUCAAUUGAUGACGGAGCGAAUCUAAAUUUCUAGAAAAGAUGGCUGGUGCUGUGUUGUUUGAAAGGGCUCGGGCAGUGUCGACAACAGAUAGGGAAGAAGGAAUUCAUCUUUUGAAUAAAAUUGUACAAGAACAAGAAAUUGCGGAGGACGAUGAAGAUAAUAUUCGACUUAAGGAACAAGGUAUUCUCCAACUCGGUGAGUUAUAUAAAAAGGAGGGUAAAGCCAAAGAAUUGGCUGAUCUCAUCAAGGCCACAAGACCCUUCCUCUCUCUUAUAAGUAAAGCAAAAGCAGCAAAACUGGUGAGAUCUCUAGUUGACUUUUUCCUGGACCUUGAGGCAGGGAUUGGUAUAGAGGUACAGUUAUGUAAGGAAUGUAUAGAAUGGGCAAAAGAAGAAAGAAGAACUUUCUUGCGCCAGUCACUUGAGGCUCGUCUGAUUGCCCUGUAUUUCGACACUGGGAUGUUUUCAGAAGCUCUGGCACUUGGUUCAACACUGCUCAAGGAACUAAAAAAAUUAGAUGACAAAAAUCUGUUAGUUGAAGUACAACUUUUAGAAAGCAAAACAUAUCAUGCUUUGAGUAAUCUCCCAAAGGCAAGAGCAGCCCUUACUUCUGCACGUACAACAGCGAAUGCAAUUUAUUGCCCCCCAAAACUACAAGCAGCAUUAGAUCUUCAGUCUGGAAUUCUACAUGCAGCAGAUGAAAAGGAUUUUAAGACAGCAUAUUCAUACUUUUAUGAGGCAUUUGAGGGGUAUGACAGUGUUGAAUGUCUGAAGGCAUUAACAGCACUGAAGUACAUGCUCUUGUCCAAAAUAAUGCUGAAUAAUCCCGAAGAUGUCCAGCAGAUUAUCAGUGGAAAAUUGGCUUUGAAGUAUGCAGGGAACGAAAUAGAAGCGAUGAAGUCUGUAGCCCAAGCAAGUCACAAGAGGUCCCUAGCAGAUUUUCAGCAAGCACUGAAGAACUACAAAGUUGAGUUAGAGGAUGAUGUCAUUGUACGUGCACAUCUUGGUACCCUUUAUGACAACAUGCUGGAGCAGAAUCUCUGUAGAAUAAUUGAACCAUAUUCACGAGUUCAGGUUGACUACAUCUCUCAGUCCAUAAAGUUACCUACUCAGCAAGUUGAGAAGAAGUUAUCACAGAUGAUUUUGGAUAAGAAGUUCCAUGGAAUUCUGGAUCAAGGUGAAGGUGUUCUGAUUGUAUUUGAGGAAAAACCUGUUGACAAGACAUACGAGACAGCACUUGAGACAAUCCAUAGCAUGGGAAAAGUUGUAGACACACUUUAUCAGAAAGCAAAAAAACUUUCAUAAUCUACAAUGCUUCCACCAUGAACAUUAAAAAUUCUGCAACGUCCAGUUAUUUCCAUACAUAUGCAUGUGACAGCUGCAGUGUAAUAAUAAUAAUUUCUUUGCAUCUAAAGUAUUUAAUGCAGAAAUAUUUAAAUUAUUGAACAUGUAGUUGCUAUGCGAUUUAACAAUUUUUCCCCCCUAAUGCUGUCCAGAGUGAUUCAUAUUAAUACUCUGUGUUGUGGCUGGACCAGAUUGUAUAUUUAUUUUCUAACAGGUAUUUGUCAGUGAUAUGGUCUGAGUAAUCCUAAAUUAGGAGGGGGUUAACUAUUUGCAGGUUCCAGUGCAAAUUCUAAUACAUGUUGGUAGACAUGCAUGAUGCAUGUCUACCAACAUAUAUGAAUAAUUUUUCAUUUGUUUCUAUGCAGUGUAUUCUUUUAAAGACCUAAUUUACACCCAAGAAGGAGUAAUAUUAAUUUUUUUUAACUGAUUCUGCUGUUAAUUUUUUGUUUUCCAGUUCUGAAAGACCUGUAAUUUAAAAUCAUUACUUUUGAAUAAGCUUUUCUUCAUGUAUUUUGUAUGUUACCCUGUGGUUUGAUUAAAUAUUUUACUGUUCAUAUAAAGUUCUGUAUUAAUUCUGUGAAUCUGUACUUCCUAAACUCUUGGCCAGAUAUUCAUAAUUAUGUAUGGUAAUGCUUCAGAUAUCUGUAACAAAAUACCUCCAUAGCUACUAAAUUUUUAGUAAUAUAACCACAUUUUUGUUUGCAAACAAAUUAAUUUCUUAAGUUAUACACUUAUUGUACCUAAAGAUCUAAUUUCUUAAAUUAAAUAAUCUGUUCAACCAGUAUGUCAAAUGUAGAAAUGUUUUCCUUAGAUCCUGAUAAUAAACAGGGUUAUAAAUAAUUUUACUUUGUACUGUUGGAUUAAAAUGAUCUUAAAUAAAAAAAAUGUAUCUGUUGGA